AUGUAUUUACAUUUAAUAAGACCCAAUUUUACUUUUUUAUUUUACAACGAGCUUUUUGCCGAAGGAACGUUACCGACCCGGUGCCGUACCCUUUUAAAUACCGAAUCGGGCUUAAUAAUUAUGCACGGCAUUACGUUAUUAAAAUUAAACCCGAACGCUAGCAACUUAUUACGCAACCGUUUAAAAAACGACAAUAACAAAUUCGACCCCGCAAAUAUACGCAUGCUUAGCGCUUUUAACUUUAUGCUAUUUUGCAAAUAA
Molecule: messenger RNA, 261 nt
Organism: Gaeumannomyces tritici R3-111a-1
Lineage: Eukaryota; Fungi; Ascomycota; Sordariomycetes; Magnaporthales; Magnaporthaceae
Exons: 2
Coding region: 1-261 (86 amino acids)
Source: RefSeq, a predicted model, not a curated record